AUACAAGAGCUGAUGUCGUCGACAUGCAUACCCCAGUACAUCGGGAGAGGGAAUAACAACAGAGGGCUGACUCACACGGGAUACAGGGUUGAGCGAGUCUUCCGGGUUGAAAACUUGAACUUCUGGUCCGCCUAUGCCCUCCAGCGACAAGCAACAGCCUCUCUACCGAUGCAGCUGGGCAAACGCCAUCCCAAGAGCAAAGUGGCCACGUGGAGAGACUGGAUGAAGAAGGAGCUCGCGUGCGACAGAGCGAGCAACGAGGUGUUCCUCUUCCAUGGCACCAAGCCAGAUAUCGUCGAUGCCAUCUUGACUGCGGGGCUAGACGAGCGCGUCUGCAGUCUCAGCGGCUUGUUCGGAGCUGGGAUAUACUUGGCGGAGAACUCGAGCAAGAGCGACGAGUACUGCAGGCCCGACCGCAACGGUCUCUGCCACAUGUUCCUAGUUCGAGCCCUGCUGGGCACGCCGUAUGAGGCUGUGCAGCCGAUGAACAACGCGAGGCGACCGCCGAUGAUGGCAGACCAUCGGGUGUUUGACUCGGUCAUCGGAGUCACGACCGCGACGCACCCCGGAGCCCGCCUGCUCAUGUACCGCGAGUUCAUAGUCUACGACCGACGGCAGACCUACCCUGAAUUCCUCGUCGAGUUUCUGCGC
Messenger RNA from Guillardia theta CCMP2712, 651 nucleotides. RefSeq lists its product as hypothetical. The annotation marks the transcript as partial. The transcript has a single exon. Lineage: Eukaryota; Cryptophyceae; Pyrenomonadales; Geminigeraceae. The record is from RefSeq and is a predicted model, not a curated record. Gene Ontology annotation, molecular function: NAD+ poly-ADP-ribosyltransferase activity.